This is a messenger RNA of Bactrocera latifrons, 1508 nucleotides long. RefSeq lists its product as uncharacterized. The coding region runs from base 879 to 1454 and encodes 191 amino acids. The record is from RefSeq and is a predicted model, not a curated record. The transcript has a single exon. NCBI's taxonomy places the organism in Eukaryota, Metazoa, Arthropoda, Insecta, Diptera, Tephritidae.
UUCUGUGAAACAAAAAGGUUUAGCAACCUUUGGACUAAAUUUCAAGUUUCAAUAUUAUUCAAUAAGAAAGAAAAGAAAACAAUAUUUUUUAAGCAAAACAAGAAAGGAAUUUUCAAACUAUAGAGUUGAAAUAUCCAAAUGUAACCAGAUGAAACCGAAUCGGGUUCAGGCAAGAGAGCUUACACCAGUUUUUAUUUGAAUUAUUUGGAAAGUAGGAAAUCAAAGGAAAGCAAAAAUAAGCAGUGGUGAAUCAACCACAGCAUCAAAAGCUCAUUGUAGCGAAAAUAUCAUCAAUUUAUGGCAAACCGAGAGGCCACUAUAAGAAGCGAAACUAAAGCUAAAAUGUAAAAGUAAAAUAAUCGUAAAAGUAAAAGGUGGCAAAAAAAUAACAGUUUUACAGAACGCGCGCACCUAUCGAUUAAACUACCCACUACACAAAAGAGUGAGUAGCCUUGCAACAUUUCGACGACCGGGGAAAUGCGAUUAUAUUUCUAGGACAGAGUGGCUAGCAACUAUUCACGCGGGUUUCAACUUCAAUAUAUGUAUGUAAUUGUAUAAGUGUUGGGCAAAUCAAACUAAACGGGCGUGAGGAGAUUGCAGUUGGUAGUGGCAACGGGAUUGGAUUUGAUUACCUUCCGUAAAUAAGAAGGGACCGAAACAACAGGUAAUCACUCGUUUAACCAGGCUAUUAAAGAUAGACUGUAUGAAAAGAGGGUUGAAGUAAAUUUAGCUCAUUUGAGUUCGGGUGGACAAUUGUUCUAAACGUAUGAGGCACAUGAAUCUGCACGUGACAAAUAGAUACGAGCAGAAAUUUUUAAGAGGCAAAAAAUCACGAAAUCAGAAAAUCGACUUGGCAAAAAUCAAACAGCUGGAAAACAAUGAGGGUCGCGGGGAAAAUUCAUAAUUCAAAACCUAAAACGGCUGCCGAUUCAAUUGGACACACAACAGGUUUAGAAGCAGUGCCUUCACAAAGAGCAACAAAAGUCGUCGGCAAUGCCGAGCUGGGCUUGCGUAAGAAAAAAUCUUACACAUCGCUUCUUUGCGAGCUGACACGUCUUAAGUCUCAGCAAAAGUAUCUCGAAUGUAAUCAGGCCAAGUUAAAUGCGACUCACUAUGAGGAUCCACCGAUUAGCGGAAGAAGUAAAAACAAUAAAACAUUACAAAUGAUAAAUGAAAUUGAAACCCUUAAAGCGUAUUUAGAAGACAGCUUGAAAACUUAUCGGAACAACUGUUAUUGUGAAGUACAAGAAUUACGCCAAGUGGUCGGCUCCAUACGCGAAGAUGUUCAGCCCCAGCGUUUGAGCCAAUGCUCAUUGCCGGAAUUGCGUGAGCGCAUUAUUAACACAAAUACUCAACUAAUACGACUGUGCGACAAAAACGAAAAGGAAUUGGAAAAACUGCGCGAUGAGUGUGAAAAGAUAGAGCGCGACAAUAAAGUUAUCGUGAAUGUUUGAAAUAAUAAAUUACAAGUUUAACAAAUAAAGAAUCUGAAAGCAUACAUAUAUAUA